AUGGUUUGUCAGCACUUUAUCCAGGAAUCACAAGCUAUAUUGCUUUUUCAGCACCUAUUUUUGAGAGGAACUUUGGCUCGAUGGAAGAAGAAUGCACCAAGAUUUGUUGAUUGUUGGUCAAUAAUCCACAAGGAAAGGCAGUCAUGUAUGCAUUUGUUCCACUGCAACGGAGGUGAACCCAUCUCAGUCUCAGUCACAGAGUUUUCUUCUUCAUGGUUUGCUGACCUGUUUAUCUGCUCACCCAUUCAUUGUUGGCAGAUGAUUUGGCUGAAACCGGCAAUAAGAGGAGGUUGAAUUCAUCGUAUUUAGUUGUUCCAUUCGGUUUGAGAUUAUAGACUUUGAAAAAAAAGAUAAUAAAAUCUCAUGAUUUAUGAUCAUGGGUUUUUGCAUGAAAGGAUUCUUAAAUGUAUUAAGGUUGUGAGCAUGGGUUUUACUAUCAUUCACCCCCAACUAUAAUCUCCUUAACCGACUCUAUUCCUCACUUUUUAUAUAUUUUUUUAUUAUAGUCUGCCA
Molecule: messenger RNA, 513 nt
Organism: Lactuca virosa
Lineage: Eukaryota; Viridiplantae; Streptophyta; Magnoliopsida; Asterales; Asteraceae
Source: the annotation of a GenBank genome assembly